Molecule: messenger RNA, 1790 nt
Organism: Didymella exigua CBS 183.55
Lineage: Eukaryota; Fungi; Ascomycota; Dothideomycetes; Pleosporales; Didymellaceae
Product: pre-mRNA-splicing factor prp46
Exons: 2
Coding region: 114-1607 (497 amino acids)
Biological process (GO): mRNA splicing, via spliceosome
Cellular component (GO): catalytic step 2 spliceosome; precatalytic spliceosome; Prp19 complex
Molecular function (GO): protein binding
Source: RefSeq, a predicted model, not a curated record
UUGAGAACCCUGCCAACGCCGUGAAAAGCUCUAGCACGCCGUGUAACACUCAGGCUUUCGCAGAGCCCUGCCGAAUAUACAGAGCGGAUACGCGACACUCAACUCAACGCGCGAUGGCGACAACAGCACCAGUUCCAAGCUCCACCGAGCAGCUCGUGCAAGCAUCGGCCAAACGGACAAGAGAUAUAUUUGCAGCAGAUUUCGCGUCCCCAGGCGCGCUCGACCAUACGCCAAACCCUGCAUUCUCCAUCACUGCCACAACACCCGCGCCGUCGACAGCGGCGGACCAGGUGAACGUUGCCGCACGCAUACGGAACGAAUACGAGCAUGUGCGCGACCUGCCUCCAGCGCUGGCUGCCAAGAUGGCCGCAGCAGCUUCAACAGCGGCUGAGCGGCGGAAGAAAAUCAAAAACCAGAAUGCAGAAGAGCAGGCGUCGGACCCCAAGAUGCGCGAGAUGAUUGCAGGCGCGUCUGAGAAGGCGGACAAAGCGAAAGAUGGGCAGUCAAUGGCGCUAACGUUGAGAGCCGGAGGAAAGGGCGCAGCGCCCAACGCAAAUGGGCCGACGCCGAGCAGGAUUGCGACGUCGAGCUCUCUGGUGCGCAAGGACACAGUUAGACAGACAAAGCCGGAGUGGCAUCAGCCUUGGAAGGUCUCAAGGGUCAUGGCGGGCCACAUGGGUUGGGUGCGGUCGCUGGCUGUGGACCCAGACAACAGGUUCUUCGCUAGUGGUGCAGCCGAUCGAACUAUCAAACUCUGGGAUCUUGCCAGUGGACAGCUGAAGCUGACAUUGACUGGACACAUCAGCGCUGUCCGCGGCCUGGAAAUUUCGCCUCGACACCCGUAUCUAUUCUCCUGCGGUGAAGACAAGAUGGUCAAAUGCUGGGAUCUGGAAACAAACAAGGUUAUUCGCCAUUACCACGGUCAUCUCAGCGGCGUCUACACUCUUGCGCUACACCCUACACUGGACGUGUUGAUCACCGGUGGUCGUGACGGCGUGGCAAGAGUCUGGGACAUGCGGACAAGAACAAACGUACACGUGCUUAGCGGCCACAAGGGCACAAUCUCCAGCAUCAGGGCACAAGAAGCGGAUCCACAGGUCAUCACAGGCUCCAUGGACUCGACCAUCCGUCUCUGGGAUCUGGCAGCCGGAAAGACACAAACGGUACUAACACACCACAAGAAGUCCGUCCGCGCACUCGCACUCCACCCCAAGGAAUUCACGUUCGCCUCUGGUUCGUCACAGUCGAUCAAGCAAUGGAUGUGCCCGCGCGGCGACUUCAUGCUCAACUUCCAGCCCGCGAACAGCAUCGUGAAUACGCUCUCGGUCAACGAAGACAACGUCAUGUUCUCUGGCGGCGACGACGGUUCAAUGUCGUUCUGGGACUGGAAGACCGGCCACCGCUUCCAGCAUACAGAGCAAAUUGCGCAGCCCGGUUCGCUAGACGCUGAGGCUGGAAUCAUGUGCUCGACGUAUGAUAGGACGGGGCUGAGGCUGAUUGUUGGUGGGAGUGAUAAGUCAAUACAGGUCUGGAAGCAGGAUGACAACGCGACUGAGGAGACGCAUCCGCUCGACUGGCAGCCUACGCUGGGAAGGCAGAAGUUUUAGGCUGCGCGGCUGCAUUUGCAUGGAGCACUGAUGGUGUUGGGGCGUUCAAAAGAGAUACCAAGCUGUAAUAUAGCUGAAUUUAGAAGUGCAGGGAAAGCCCGGGCAGGUCGCUUGCUUCAAGAGUCGUGACUGCACCUUUUUACUCGAUCAUGCUGGGUCCGGAUCCUGCAUCUCUGGCUGCAG